Molecule: messenger RNA, 1404 nt
Organism: Acanthocheilonema viteae
Lineage: Eukaryota; Metazoa; Nematoda; Chromadorea; Rhabditida; Onchocercidae
Source: the annotation of a GenBank genome assembly
AUGAGGUCGAAGUGUACUAUUUUGCGUCAUCGUAAUGGUUGUGAAGUGGAUGUUCAUAGAUGUGGUUACUUGGCGUUAGUAAUGUCCUCGGAGGAAAGUUCAAGCGAUGACGGGUCGAGAGGAAAUGCUCAGGAAAGCGAAUCAGAGGACGAUUCCAUAGCUGAGCAGCAACAACAAAGUAUGGCCACAUCAUCAGAUGAUGACGACGAACAAAUGCAGAAGGAAGGGAAAAGCUUUACUACUGAAAAGAGCAGAUCUCCAUCACUAGAAGGACAAAACAUAGCUUUAGCUGGAAGUGAUGAUGAUUCGGAUGCUACUUCAGAACGUCGCAUAAAACCAGAGGAAGAUUCCGAUGCUUUGUCGGAACGACAACCACUUCCUAUUGUUUCUGAUGAUUCUGAUACAGUUUCGGAACGGGAGACAAAUGAAGCUAGAGAAUCCGAUGAUAGCGAGAAAGACGGUGACAAUACAUCGAAGAGUCCUUCAGAAGCAGAUGAAGUAGAGGAGAAACAAGAGCUUAAAGAUAUUGCGUUAUCAGAAAGUGAUAGCGAUAAAGAAAGUGGCGACGAUCGAAAGGAAUUGACAGAGGAUGACAUAGUUGGACCGCGUUUGUACCCUGAUCCAGAAACAGGUGUUGCAGAUACUGAACGUCUUGAACCGACAGUUGUUGAAGUUAACACUGCACGAAUAUGUCCAAAAUUUACUAACGAAGGACUAUAUUUUGUGAAAUUUCCAAACUUUUUGAGUAUUGAACCACGUCCAUUCGAUCAAGAUCAUUACGAAGAUGAAUUUGAUGAGGAUGAUUUGCUGGAUGAAGAAGGACGUGCUAGACUGAAGUUACGGGUAGAAAAUACAAUUCGUUGGCGUUAUGUGUUAGACGAUGAUGGUAAUAUACAGAAACAAGGGAAUUCAAAAAUUGUUCGCUGGUCGGAUGGAACGAUGUCUCUUUAUCUUGGUGGAGAAAUUUUUGAUAUAACGGUACAGCCGAUGCAACUUGAUAAUCAUUUAUUCUUGCGACAAGGCGCGGGCUUACAAGGACAUGCUGUUUUCAGGCAAGAAAUAGUCCGAAAAGAGGAAGAGCGUAUGCGUGCUCAAAGUCGUCGUGAAGCACAACAGAGGCGUAAUCGUAUGCGUCCAUCUGUAGGUCGAUCAGGGUUGACCGCUAACUUCUUGGAAGAUAGAGACGAAGAUUCUGACGAAGAGUCAAUAUCUGCGAUCAAGAAUCGUUACAAGCACGGUUUAGAUGAUAGACCAUUGAUCGGCCAUUCAGAUUCUGAGGAUUCAGAUUCCAAGCGAUUGCAUGAUGCCAAAAAAGAUAGCGAAGACAGUGACAGUGACCAGGAAAAGAGAAAACAGAAGAAGAGGAAAGUAAUUAUUGAAGAUGACGACGAAGAAGAGAAUUAG